AUGUCUGCCGCAAAAACCAAAGCCGAGAACAUCAUCAGUGAGAAUGCCGUGGUUGUCUUCUCCAAGUCCUACUGCCCUUACUGCAACGAGACUAAGGCUCUGCUCAAUUCCAAGGGAGCCAAGUUCUUCGUCAUGGAACUCGACAAAGUUGAUGACGGCCCUGCCAUCCAGGAUGCUCUACAGGAAAUCACCAACCAGCGCACCGUUCCCAACAUCUUCAUCAACCAUCAGCACAUCGGCGGCAACUCCGACCUCGCUGCUAAGGCCGGCCAAUUGAGUGCUUUAUUGAAGGAAGCCGGUGCUCUCUAG
This is a messenger RNA of Trichophyton rubrum CBS 118892, 309 nucleotides long. RefSeq names its product glutaredoxin. Gene Ontology annotation, molecular function: glutathione disulfide oxidoreductase activity. Bases 1 to 309 code for a protein of 102 amino acids. Gene Ontology annotation, biological process: cellular response to oxidative stress. NCBI's taxonomy places the organism in Eukaryota, Fungi, Ascomycota, Eurotiomycetes, Onygenales, Arthrodermataceae. The transcript has 3 exons. The record is from RefSeq and is a predicted model, not a curated record. Gene Ontology annotation, cellular component: nucleus; cytoplasm.